GGCUAGAGCGGGGAACAUCCAGCCCCGAGCUGCUGGGUGAAGUCCCCGGGCCGGCGGGGCUGGGUGGUCCUGCUGGGAUGACCCCCCCGCGGCCGUCGGGGCCCGGCUCACCGGCCCGGCCCGGGGCUUCCUUGCAGAACGUGCUGGCCAAGGCGCUGUACGACAACGUGGCCGAGUCUCCGGACGAGCUCUCCUUCCGCAAGGGCGACAUCAUGACGGUGCUGGAGCGCAACACGCAGGGGCUGGAAGGCUGGUGGCUCUGCUCGCUCCACGGCCGGCAGGGCAUCGUCCCCGGGAACCGCCUCAAGAUCCUGGUGGGGAUGUACGACAAGAAGCAGCAGCAGCAGCAGCAGCCGCAGCAAGUUCCCGGCCCGGCGCAGGUGCCACCUCAGCCAUCGGUUCCCCAACCAGCUCUGCCCUAUCACCACCCGGGGGGCUACACCCCGUUGUCACCCGCCUCGCAGUACACAGCCAUGCACCCCACUUAUGGCCCCCAAGGGGACAAUGUCUACCUGAUGCCCGUCCCCGGCAAGGGACAGCAGGGGCACUACCCGGGCUCAGCGCCCACCGGACAGUUUCCUCCUGCCCCGGCUAUGCAGCCCCCCGCCUACCCGAAGCAGACCCCUCCCCACGCCUUCCCCAGCCCUGGCCAGGAUAUCUACCAGGUGCCCCCCUCCCUGGGACAAGCAGCAGAAGCGUACCCUGGGGGCACUGCCAGCCCCCCCCAGGAUGUCUACCAGGUUCCUCCCUCGGCUGGUCAGGCUCAAGACAUCUACCAAGUACCCCCCUCCUUGGACAUGAGGAGUUGGGAAGGGCACAAGCCUCAGGGAAAGGUGCUGGUGCCCACUCGCGUGGGGCAGGUGUAUGUCUAUGACUCCCCGAAGGGUGAGAAGGACGAGUACGAUUUCCCUCGCCACCUCCACUCCGCUGGGUCCCAGGAGAUCUACGACGUGCCGCCAGUCCGAGGGGGGGUCCCGAGCCAGUUUGGCCAGGAGGUCUAUGAUACCCCCCCCAUGGCAGUGAAGGGUCCCAACGGGCAGGACCCAGGGCAGGAGAUCUACGAUGUGCCCCCCAGCGUGGAGAAGAACCUGCACCAAACUGUGUACGACGUGCCCCCCUCGGUCAGCAAGGACGUGCCGGAUGGCCCGGCCCGGGAGGAGACCUACGACGUGCCCCCCGCCUUCGCCAAGCAGAAAGGCUUUGACCCCCCCCGCCACCCCCUCGUCCUGGCCCAGCAGGAGCCCUACUUGCCGGAGGACGUCUACGACGUUCCCCCGGUGGCUGGGAAAGGUGCUCCCGAGCCCCUGCUCUCUCACGAGAUCUACGACGUGCCCCCCAGCCUCAAAAAGCUGGGGGGGUCCACCUUCCCCUCCCAGGAGGUGUACGACGUGCCCCGGGACCUGCACGCCCCGGGGAAGGGCUCCCUGGACACGGAGGGCGAGUACAUCUACGACGUCCCACCCCAAGUGGACCGGGAGGCCAAAGGGGCCGACGCCAAGCGCCUCUCGGCCUCCAGCACGGGCAGCACCCGCAGCAACGUCUCCACCUCCUCGCUGGACGUGGUGCCCGUGAAGGAACCGGCCAAAGGAGCCGGCAAGGAGUUCUCCUUGGACUUGGACGCCGCCAUGGAGACGCUGGCCAAGCUCCAGCACGGCGUCGGCGGCGCCGUCUCCUACCUCAUGUCCUUCAUCGGCGCCAACUGGCGCAGCCCCGAGCACAUGGAGGCCAACGCCGCCAACAUCCGCGGGGCGGCUGAGGGCGUCCGCGCCGCCCUCCGGGACCUGCUGGAAUUCGCCCGGGGGGUGGUGGGCAACGCCGCCCAGACCUCCGACCGCUCCCUCUACGCCAAGCUCAGCAAACAGCUGCAGAAGAUGGAGGAGGUUUACCAGGCCCUGGCGCGGCACGGCCAAGCGCUGGACGCUUGUCACUGGGCUCCCAGCGCCCUGGCCGGCGGCAAGGCGGGCACGGACGACCUGGAGCACUUUGUCAUGCACUCGCGCGGCGUCCCCGACGACACCAAGCAGUUGGCCUCCUUCCUGCAUGGCAACGCCUCCCUGCUCUUCAAAAGGACAAAGCCCGUGGGGGAGAGCGGUGGCCACGGGCCCCCUCACCCCUCCGAGAAGGCCAGCAGCAUCCAGUCGCGCCCGCUGCCCUCCCCGCCCAAGCUGCUGGCCCAGGAGUCGCCCGACGGGCCCUACGAGAACAGCGAGAGCGGCUGGAUGGAGGACUAUGACUACGUCCAUCUCCAGGGCAAGGAGGAGUUCGAGAAGACCCAGAAGGAGCUGCUGGAGAAAGGCAACAUCAUCCGGCAGAGCAAGGACCAGCUGGAGCACCAGCAGCUGAAGCAGUUUGAGCGGCUGGAGCAGGAGGUGACGCGUCCCAUCGACAACGACCUGUCCAACUGGAGCCCCCCACAACACUACAGCCCAGCACGGGGCGGUGGGACCCUGUGUCCUGCUGACCGCCAGCUCCUCCUCUUCUACCUGGAGCAGUGUGAGGCCAACCUCACCACCCUCACCAACGCCGUCGACGCCUUCUUCACCGCCGUCAGCACCAACCAGCCCCCCAAGAUCUUCGUGGCCCACAGCAAGUUUGUCAUCCUGAGCGCCCACAAGCUCGUCUUCAUCGGGGACACGCUCUCCCGCCAGGCCAAGGCCCAGGAUGUCCAGCACAAGGUGAUGCACUACAGCAACCUCCUCUGCGAGAUGCUGAAGGAGAUCGUGGUGACCACCAAGGCCGCCGCCCUCCACUACCCUUCACCCUCCGCCUCCAAGGACAUGAUGGAGCGGGUCAAGGACCUCGCCAACAGCACACAGCAGUUCAGGAUGGUGCUGGGCCAGCUGGCGGCCAUGUGAUGGCCCCAGGGGCUGCUGUCCCCUCCCCGUGGCCUCCACCCCACCCCCGGACACCCGUGCCCCCUCUGCCUGAGCCCCCUCUGCCCGGAGUGAGCGGACAUGUACAUAGAGACUCCCGCGCUCCCCGGGGGCCUGGGGCUCUGCUGGUAGAGGGGGUGAGGGGCUGUAGCCAUCAUCCCCCUUCCUCUUCUUCUUCCCUUUGGCCAGAAGAUGGGUUUUGGAGCCAUGCCGGUGAUGAAACAAAGCUGGGAGGUGGAUUCGUGCCCUGUUCCCUCCCUGUGGUCCUCUCUCCUCUCUCUCUCUCUCUCUCCUGGCUGCUCCUGGAGGCCGUGGGGCCGUGUCCCUGCUGAAUGGAGAUGGAUUCUCUGGCUCUUCCUCUCUUGGUGGGGGCUCUGGAGCCACCUCUGGUGGCCAGUGGGUUGUGAUGGUGUGGAAGCCACAGCCCUCGCGGUGGGACAGUGGGGCAGGGACCGGUCCUGCUGUCCCCCUGGGGGCUGGGGGCUGUGGAUAAGGACCCCUGGGGGGUGAGGGGGGUGCUGGGGGGGGGCAGGAGGAGCCUGACCUGUCUUUGCUCCUGUACCAGCUGUAACCGAAACGCAAACUGAAAUUGGUGCCUUUUGAACAUGGGGGAAGGUUCUGCUGGGUCCUGGAGCUGUGGAGUCCCAGCCCCCUGAAGCUCAGCCCCCUGCCCCCCAGCAGCAUAAAGAUUUGCCUGGAUCCCCCCCCCCCA
This is a messenger RNA of Apus apus (common swift), 3585 nucleotides long. It is a transcript of the gene BCAR1, whose product is annotated as BCAR1 scaffold protein, Cas family member. The coding region runs from base 78 to 2855 and encodes 925 amino acids. Gene Ontology annotation, molecular function: protein binding. Gene Ontology annotation, biological process: cell migration; cell surface receptor protein tyrosine kinase signaling pathway. The transcript is spliced from 6 exons. NCBI's taxonomy places the organism in Eukaryota, Metazoa, Chordata, Aves, Apodiformes, Apodidae. Gene Ontology annotation, cellular component: cytoplasm; focal adhesion; plasma membrane. The record is from RefSeq and is a predicted model, not a curated record.